Messenger RNA from Cylicostephanus goldi, 351 nucleotides. Lineage: Eukaryota; Metazoa; Nematoda; Chromadorea; Rhabditida; Strongylidae. The record is from the annotation of a GenBank genome assembly.
AAACAGGUGAUUUUGGGCACUGUUCGUGGAAAAGUUCUGUUUUAUGCUGUUGCUAACGGCGAGCUAAUGGCUGAGGUAUGCGCCCACGCGAGAUCAGUGACAUGCAUCUCUGUUGCACCUGAAAGUGCCUACGUACUGACUGCUUCGGAAGACGGGCGAUUUAUUGUGUACAAAUUACAUACUAGAAAACCACAAGCUUAUCAGGUCGAAUACCGAUACUCUGAUGAAUUAGCAAAUUGCGCCAUUAUGGGAGCUCAGUUCACGAAUGGUCGAGGAAGUAACAUCGCGGUGGCAUGCUUCGAUCGAAAUGCCAUUUAUGGAUAUCGUAUUGUGAAAAAAACGGCAGCUUGA